This is a messenger RNA of Ilyonectria robusta, 1389 nucleotides long. Its product is annotated as peptidase family S58-domain-containing protein. Gene Ontology annotation, molecular function: aminopeptidase activity. The record is from RefSeq and is a predicted model, not a curated record. The transcript has a single exon. The coding region runs from base 96 to 1295 and encodes 399 amino acids. Lineage: Eukaryota; Fungi; Ascomycota; Sordariomycetes; Hypocreales; Nectriaceae.
CACCCUUCAGCAAUCUUUUUCCUAGACAAGAUAUAUCCGUUAAUCCAGUGAAGGCAAUCCAUUCUAGAAAGUCCGUGACGAACCCCUCUACAACAAUGGCCUCAUCAGCCGCAAUGCCUAGAGCCCGGCUCCGUGAUGUCGUCCCAGGCGUUCAUCUCGGGACCUGGAAGCCUGGACCAAAGAAUGGCAUUACUGAUGUCCCAGGCGUCCUCGCCCAUACUACCACGAUUCGCGGAGGCGGUGGCUCGAUUAACACUGGCGUCACUACUAUUCUCCCACGCAAGGAAUGGUUCCACAAGGCAUGCCACGCCGGCCUCUUCCGCUUUAAUGGCUCUGGAGAGAUGACUGGUAGCCACUGGAUCGAAGAAACCGGCUUGUUGCACUCACCCAUCAUCAUCACCAACAGCUUUUCCGUGGGUCCAUGUUACACCGGCAUCUACCAAUACGCCAUUCAAAAUUACGGAAAAGGCGAGGAGGGAAUCAAUUGGUUCCUCCUACCCGUCGUAGCUGAGACAUUCGACGGGCACCUCAAUGAUCUACGGCAAUUCGCCGUCACGCCUAAGCACGUCGUUGAAGGCAUGACAAAGGCAUCGUCGGACCCGGUCCCAGAGGGGAAUGUAGGCGGAGGAACAGGAAUGCUGUGUCAAGGGUUCAAGGGAGGCACGGGAACCAGCAGCCGACUUGUUCCCACGGAUGAUGGUGAUGGUGCCGGUUCCUAUACCGUCGGAGUCCUCGUGCAAGCCAACUAUGGGCGUAUGAAGCACCUGCGAAUCUCCGGCGUUCCGGUCGGCCGAAUUCUUGCAGAGCAGGCUGAAAAGGAUGCGGCAACAGCUGCUCAGAAGGCGGAGUAUGAGGCUGCAAAGGACAGCAAAGACGGGUCCAUCAUCGUCAUCGUCGCCACAGAUGCGCCUCUGCAUCCGUUGCAGCUUCAGCGACUCGCCAAGCGCGCCACAGUUGGCAUCGCCCGCGUGGGAGGGUACGGCCACAACCCAUCGGGCGACGUGUUUCUGGCUUUCUCUACCGGCAAUGAAAUCCCAGUGCAAGCCAAGACAGGACAAGGACGCUCAUUCGACCCGUAUAAGCCGCGUAAGCUGAACAUUGAUUACAUCGACGACCAGGGUAUCAACGGCCUCUUCGAAGCAGUAGCAGAUGCCACCGAGGAGGCUAUUUACAAUGCGCUUUGUAUGGCGGAGACGAUGACGGGCAACAUGGGUCGCACUGUCGAGGCGCUGCCUCUAGACAAGGUCAAGGACAUCAUGGCGAAAUAUUCCGAGGCAGAUGCUUUUUUUAGUUAGUUUAGUGAGGGCAAGAGGUUGAGAGGGAAGCUCUUACACUGCAUUUAUUUCUCUUCUCUACAGAUAGUUAUUUUACAACCACUUCAAGUUCUUA